GUUAUUCCCAGGUCUCAACAAACAAACACAAAAUACUCACUGACAAGCCAAACCUUUCUCUAUACUUGCUCAGUUCUGAUCUUCACACACAGUCACACACACAGUAUAUUUUCCGGCCGGCGACUGACAGUUUCAAUUCUACCUCCGAGAAUUUCGGGUUUCUAAAUCAAGGUUUCUAUACUGGACACAUGGUGUAUGAGGAGCCGUAUUAAAGUUCUAAGAUGCUGAAAACUCACAUGGUUACUUCAAUGGAAGGCAUGGGUGAUGCAAUUUCUGCUGACAAGUUGCAGCAGGGGGAGAACUUAGAUGCUGUGUUCCAUGAUUCAGUCUCCAACCAAAAGGGAACCCCUCACUCUGUAAUACGUACAAGAGAAGAGCCACUUAAGCUGAACCAGAGGCAAAGCCUGUUCGAGCCAGUGAUAUUACAAGUACGUCAAGAAAGCAGCAUUGAUCAGGUGAAGCCAGAAAAAGGGCUAACUAAUGUGAAAUUGGCACAGAGCCUUGAUGACGUGGCAGAUGCAUCACAACCAAACAAAGAUGAAAGCUCUAUAUCUAUAGUGCAUGAAACUGAGCCAGUUACAUUAUGCCAGAGGCCCAGCUUAGAUGGCACCACUCCAACAUCAGAAUCUUGUCAAGAACGAAGCUCCCUCUCUACAGUACCUGAGAAAGAGUUGGAUAAUUUGCAACCGACACCGAACCUAAGUACUGUUAUCCUAACCUCAGAACAUGGAACACCUGUUUCUACUAUGCCUGCGAAUGUGCCUGAUACAUUGCAGAAAAUCAUUGAUCAUGAAACUUAUCUCUCUGCAUCGCAAUCUGAUCAAGAAAAGUCCAGUUUAUCUUUAAAGCAGGCAAAAAUCCUGGAAAAAUUGCCUCUGCGAAGGAACCCUGAUGUUGGGGUUCAAACAUUACCGUCUGUUCAAGAAGGGAGUGGUCGCAGUAAACUGCCUGAAAAACCAUCAGACGAUGGAUAUAACUGGAGAAAAUAUGGGCAGAAACUAGUCAGAGGAAACCAGUUUGUUCGGAGCUAUUACAAAUGCACAUUUCCAAGUUGCCCAGCUAAAAAGCAAGUGGAACGAUCACAUGAGGGAUAUAUAACUAAUAUAAAUUGCCGAGGGAACCAUGAACAUCCCAAACCUCAACCAAGUCCCCAAACACCUGUAUCUGUUCAAGCAAGUUCACCAGAAAAGUCUUCUUUGGUCGGAAGUGAAGUGCCCAGAAGUGAAGACGAGACAGCCAACAUAGACAUGGAAAAGCCUCAUCAAAUUGUGCUAGUAGAAAGUCCUAAGCCCUUGCCUGUUCAAGCAAAAAGCCCUGAUGUUAUGGGAGUUUCUGCUUCCAAAUCAAAUAGAGCAAAAGACAGGGAUGAUCAUGACGGGGAGAUGGACACUAAAAGACGGAGGAGGGAUAGUUCUAUCAGUGACGAUAAUUUGGCUUCAGCUAAUAGGGCAAAUGGUGAAUCACGAAUUGUUAUCCAGACUACAAGUCUGGUUGAUAUAGUGAAUGAUGGCUACCGCUGGCGGAAGUAUGGACAAAAAUUAGUGAAAGGCAAUUCAAAUCCAAGGAGCUACUAUAGGUGUUCGAACACUGGUUGUCCUGUUAAGAAACAUGUUGAAAGGGCUUCCCAUGAUUCAAAAGUGGUUAUCACCACCUACGAGGGACAACAUGACCAUACUAUACCUUCUGCACAAACUGUAACUCAUAACACAUCAGGAGCUGAUACAGACGUAACACCUCAGAAUGCAUCAGGAGCUGAUACAGACGUAGCACCUCAAAAUAGUGAGUCAAGAUCUGAAACUGAGGAAAAGGAAGUAGCCGGUCUCGAUAUGGUUGUUCAUGUUAGUGAAACCGAAUAAGAACAAGCUUCCCCAACAUUUACAGGAAGCUACUUUGAUGUAGUAAUUUAUGAUGAUUGUUGACAUAGACAAGGAUACUUCUGAUUAGAGAACUUUCUAUAUUUGUUUUCUGCAUUAAAGCUGGUUAAUUAGACCUGUUUAGCUAGGCGAGAUUAGUAAGUUAUUUAUUUUAUAGGCAAUUUAAGACGGGUGAACGUGUGUUGGUUGUAAAAAUUAUUUGGAGGAACUAGUAACAGAAUGUUGAUUAUAUUAGAUAAGAAGUAUCAGAUUUUUAGUAACCA
Daucus carota subsp. sativus is the source of this 2137-nucleotide messenger RNA. RefSeq names its product WRKY transcription factor 1. The record is from RefSeq and is a predicted model, not a curated record. Gene Ontology annotation, biological process: regulation of DNA-templated transcription. The coding region runs from base 222 to 1856 and encodes 544 amino acids. Lineage: Eukaryota; Viridiplantae; Streptophyta; Magnoliopsida; Apiales; Apiaceae. Gene Ontology annotation, molecular function: DNA-binding transcription factor activity; sequence-specific DNA binding. The transcript is spliced from 6 exons.